AUGAUGAACGGCAGCCAUGAUGUCGAGAAACCUGUUGAUAAAGUCCUCAGCAAGGAGGUGGAUUCAACAUUGGCGCAUGCGACAGUGUCAAUGGAGGCCGCACGGCCACCACCCUCCGUUGCAGAGGACGACAUGGACCCGUCCUUACCGCCCCCGGUACCCCUCAGGCCCAUUACCACGACCCAUUCGACGCGUUCGCAGCGCGCAGCCGCCCACACGAUUGACAACUUUGAAAUGGCGCCGGAGAACCCUCGGAACUGGAGCAAGCAGAAGAAAUGGCGCCUCACACUGGUCAUUGCCAUAACGGCGUUUGUGACUACCUCGGCCAGUAGCAUGGUUGUGCCAGGAAUCGACGAUGCAAUGAAGGAGUACGGCGAGUCAAACCACAAAGUCGGCGUGUUAAUAUCCACAACGUUUGUACUGGGUAUGGGCGCUGGUCCUUUCCUUUUUGCACCAAUCUCUGAGCUAUAUGGACGACAGGUGGCAUACCACACGUCACAGGCGUGCUAUGUCCCCCUCAGCAUUGGCGCUGCUCUUGCACCCAAUAUGGCAACCCUACUGGUGCUUCGGUUCCUUUGUGGAAUCUGCGGAUCAGUUGGUACGACACUGGGUAUCGCCACAGUUGCAGACGUGUUCUCACCAGCCGAACGAGGACUGCCUGUGAGCACGUACACCCUGGGGCCAAUGCUUUCACCAGUCAUUGCCACAAUGGUUGGCUACUGGGUUCUGUACGGUGGCUGGCGAUGGUUGCUUUGGACACCAGUCAUUCUCGCUGCGUUCAACUGGUUCUUGCUUCUCAUCGCCACCGAGGAGACUUAUGCUCCGAUCAUCAUCAAACGCCUGCAGUAUGAGGUCACACACCCACAGGAAGAGCCCCCUGGAUGGAGAGACAAGCUUUCGCCCCGUCGCCUGAUACACAAUCUGGCGUGGAUGUCGGCUAUGGUGUCCCGCGACCAAGCACGGCAGACGUUUGGACGCGCGUUCUCCCGGCCACCCAGGCUACUAUUCACCAACCCUGUCUGCGCUCUGUUUGCGCUGUAUUACGGCUACUUGUACGCGUGCAUUUACAUCUUCUUGGUCACCAUUCCGCUCCUAUACACGCACCAGACCCAGUACCCAAACCUGUUUUCGUAUGAGUGGCCUCAAUACACCGCUGGCCUUGCAUACGUCGGUCUGGGGAUAGGAUAUCUGAUCGCAUCGGUGACGGGGUCUACCCAGCAGGACAAGAUCUACCGUCGGCUGUCGGCGCGUAAUAAGGAUAACGGACAACCAGAGUAUCGGUUACUUCUCACCCAAGUUGGCGUGAUCAUUCUUCCUAUAGGGUGCUUCGUCUUUGGGUGGACGGCGCAUUUCCAAGCGCAUUGGAUCGCCCCUCAGGUCGGGGAAUGCCUCGUCGCGUGGGGCCUAAUGGUCGCGUUCAACUCGUUGCAGACAUUCCUUAUUGACGCAUUUUAUCCAUAUUCUGCAGCGGCGACGGCUGCGGCCAUUGGACUCCGAUCCGCCAUGGCAUGCGUCCUUCCAGUUUUCACGCCAGAAAUGUUCGGCCGGCUCGGUUGGGGUUGGGGUGGGACAGUCCUGGCGUUUGUGGCACUUUCGGCUCUCCCAGCACCACUCAUCGUAGGCCUGUGUCAAUUUGCCAAUGUGCUAAUUUCCCAGAUGUUCAAGUACGGGCGCCGACUGCGUGAACGGUUCCAGUUUGAAGGGUAG
Molecule: messenger RNA, 1707 nt
Organism: Apiotrichum porosum
Lineage: Eukaryota; Fungi; Basidiomycota; Tremellomycetes; Trichosporonales; Trichosporonaceae
Exons: 7
Coding region: 1-1707 (568 amino acids)
Biological process (GO): transmembrane transport
Molecular function (GO): transmembrane transporter activity
Source: RefSeq, a predicted model, not a curated record